Molecule: messenger RNA, 1710 nt
Organism: Colletotrichum destructivum
Lineage: Eukaryota; Fungi; Ascomycota; Sordariomycetes; Glomerellales; Glomerellaceae
Product: Putative gtr1/RagA G protein
Exons: 2
Coding region: 321-1445 (374 amino acids)
Biological process (GO): cellular response to starvation; negative regulation of autophagy
Cellular component (GO): Gtr1-Gtr2 GTPase complex; nucleus; fungal-type vacuole membrane
Molecular function (GO): GTP binding; GTPase activity
Source: RefSeq, a predicted model, not a curated record
UCAGGUCGCGGACCAAGAUCAGCAUCCAGUCAGGCAUAUUCGACCGCGCGCAACGCUCUACGACACCCAAGUCUAUCGUUCACGACUUUGCUUAACACGCCGAAUCAGUCACUCUCUUUACUCCUCGUAACGACACCCGAGGCACGUUCCGAACACAUCGUUCUCCGGUGACAAGCCAAGCUCCGGCGCCGAAGCUCCCCCGCCCCGCGCCCGUUCUUCGAAAGCUCCAACACUUAUCUCCAGCGACUGAACGAAACGAGCCCCUCUUCGAGACGAUUACAUUGUCGAGACAUCACUGUAUGAAUAGCUUCUGACCAGCAAUGGCCGACGCCGCUUUCAACAACGGGCCGGGGAACGCGCCCCUGGCCGAGGUCAAGAAGCCCAAGAAGAAGAAGGUCCUGCUCAUGGGCAAGAGCGGCUCGGGAAAGUCGAGCAUGCGGAGCAUCAUCUUCAGCAACUACAUUGCCCGCGAUACCCGGAGACUCGGCGCCACGAUAGACAUCGACCUCUCCCACGUCAAGUUCCUCGGCAACCUCACGCUCAACCUCUGGGACUGCGGAGGCCAGGAGGCCUUCAUGGAGAACUACCUCUCCCAGCAGCGCGUCCACGUCUUCUCCAACGUCGGCGUUCUCAUCUACGUCUUCGACAUCGAGUCCCGCGACAUCGACCGCGACCUCGCCACCUAUGUCUCCAUCAUCUCCGCCCUGCUCCAGUUCUCCCCCGGUGCAAAGGUCUAUGUCCUCAUCCACAAGAUGGACCUUGUCGUCCCCGCCCACCGCGAGUCCGUUUACGACGACCGCGUCCGCGUCGUCCGCCAGCGCACCGCCGAGUACGCCAACAGCAUCGGCUACCAGCAGCAGCAGCAGCAGCAGCAGCAGCACCCGGACGACGACCCCACCAGCCCCUCGACCGCCCCCGCUGGCCAGGCCGGCUUCGACAUCACCCCCUUCGCGACGAGCAUCUGGGACCAGAGCCUGUACAAGGCCUGGGCGAGCAUCAUCCACGACCUCGUCCCCAACCUGUCUACCAUCGAGCGGAACCUCGCCAACCUCGGCGUCGCUAUCGAGGCCGAGGAGCUGCUGCUGUUCGAGCGCACCUCCUUCCUCGCCGUCUCGUCCUGGACCUCGGAAGAGGGGCAGAGGAACCCGACCGAGGACCGCCUCGAGCGCAUGUCCAACAUCAUGAAGCACUUCAAGCAGACCAUCAGCCGCUUCACCGGCACCCCGCGCAACGCAGAGCAGUUCGUGCGCAUGGAGCACAAGGCCGGCACGCGCUUCAACCUUUUCAUCCUCAAGUUCACGACCAACACCUACCUCAUGGUCAUCCUGCCGCCGGGAGAGGCCAGGUUUAACGCCGCCAUGCUCAACUGCCAGAUCGCCAUUGAGCACUUUAAGUUCUUGGACGGCCCGGCCACCAUGAUUUCUCAGGGUGGCGGGGUCGCAUGAAGGGAUUGCGUGUGUGUGCCUGGAGAAAACUGUAGAACUGGUUGGGGGGGGCUCUUUCUCCUUUUCUUCGCAUUUCUACUUCUUCUUUUUUUUUCUUCCGUUGGAGAUGCACGUGGGCGAUAGCUGGCCGCAGCGUCGUGUGGCAGGGAUGAUUAAUGAUACCAUUUCCAAGGGCGUUGGGAGGAUUUAAAACUGUACAACAGAGGGAGAGAGGAGAAAAGGUACGCUUAUCUUAUAAGCAAGCAGUGCAAUGCAUACUUUUACG